This is a messenger RNA of Guillardia theta CCMP2712, 702 nucleotides long. RefSeq lists its product as hypothetical. The coding region runs from base 98 to 652 and encodes 184 amino acids. The record is from RefSeq and is a predicted model, not a curated record. The transcript has a single exon. Lineage: Eukaryota; Cryptophyceae; Pyrenomonadales; Geminigeraceae.
AAACCGUCCCUUUAUCACCUGUACAGGACACGGCUGAAGUGGGAGCAGGAGGAGAGGCAAGGGCGGUCAGGGAGUGGCUCAGAUAGUAGAUCAGAGGAUGGACACGACUGAUAUGGAUGAGAUGAGUGAGCUAGACGAUGGAGAAUCUGAAUUUCGAGAAGUCUGGCGGCAAAGGGACUUGGAGCACAGGAAAUGUCUGGAGGAGGCUUUCAAGGUGAUAGACUGCACUGCAGACGUUAAUGUGCAGGCCAUGUACGAUCCGGGCAAGUACUACUAUGAGGAGGAAGGCAAUGAAUUCGAGGAGUGCUGCUUUUUCCGAAUAUUUUUCGAGGAGGACGUUUUCUGGGACCAUUUCUUUGAUAGGACGGUGUUCAAUAAAUGUUGGGUUCUAGCGAGUAAUGAUUAUUUCAUGAAGAUAUUGGAUUAUCACGGGGAUAUUUUCAGAGUGAUGACACCGAUCAUGCCCAUACCAAUGAGAUUGUACAUUCUCAAAGAGCUGUUGGCAUGGUUGCGCAAGGAACAGAAAUGCAUAGGCGAUUUUGCGGAAAUUUUUCAAUUUAUUUGCCAUGUUCUUCCUGAGAACAUGGAUUUCAAGAGGCAUGUGCUCUGUCACUACAUCUAUUUCUAUUAUAAACAAAAUCUCAUUCCGUAGAAACGAGCUAGCCCGCUAGUAUAAAAUUGCAAUAAAGAAAACAGUGCCAU